Molecule: messenger RNA, 10594 nt
Organism: Vespula vulgaris
Lineage: Eukaryota; Metazoa; Arthropoda; Insecta; Hymenoptera; Vespidae
Exons: 2
Coding region: 375-7094 (2239 amino acids)
Biological process (GO): regulation of transcription by RNA polymerase II
Cellular component (GO): nucleus
Molecular function (GO): RNA polymerase II transcription regulatory region sequence-specific DNA binding; DNA-binding transcription factor activity, RNA polymerase II-specific
Source: RefSeq, a predicted model, not a curated record
UAUAGCCAACAUUCAGAUAUAUUAUCCAUGUCAAAGUUUUAUGUUAAACAUUUUAUUCUAGAUUGUUACAAGUCUGUAUUUUCUGUGUGUUUUAAACAAUGAAGUUGUUUCGAACGAAUAAAAGAUAUAAUUUUUUCAGUGCAGUCAACCAUACUUAUAAAUGAAACUGUCUAUGAUAUUUAAAAAAGAUAUCAAACAGGUUGAGUGAUUCAUAAAUAAUAGAUUCUUCAAUAUUGGAAACUGAAAAUGAUUCCUAGUUAGAAAUUAUAAUAAGUAAAAACUAAUUUCAUGCGCAAUAACGUAAAUUGUUCAUCCUAAAUUAAAAAAAUUAAUUCUAGUGAAUAUUGCACCAUUUUAAAGAAUAUCCUGUAAUCAUGAAAGGUAAUAAGAAAAAUCACGAUAAGAAAAGAAAUAUACUUUCUAUAAAACAUAUUACACAGAAAAAUAGUAUAAAUGAACAUAUAAUGAAAGACAAAAAAUAUUUGAAUAUGGCUAUUGCAUUAUCUAAUACCACGCAUUCUAUAAAACACGAAGAAAUACAAUGCAGUAAUAAUAUAAAAAUAUUGCAAAAAAGUUUAUGUAAACCUGUAUCAGUAGUACUUCAAUGUUUAUCUCAAGAGAUUAAAAACUAUUUGUAUACUAUAAAAAAUCAAUAUAAAUCUAAAAUAAGGAUUCAUCCAAGAAAACAUAUAUCAAGGAAACUCAAAGAACAAGAGCUACAACUAAGUAAUGACAUUAGUGAUAUUUUUGAUAUAAAUAAUAAACCUGAAAAUACUUUUUUGAAUUUAAUAAAUAAUGUUUAUGUUAAUGAUGAAUUCGAUAAUGAGGGAAAGAACAGUGACCAAAGAAUAAACAAGAAUGAAGUGCUAAAAAAUGUGCAACCAGUUGUGAUGUUAUCAAAUCAAGUUAUAUUAAAUCAAGUAGAUGAGAAUAAAUUAAAAAGUAGAAAAAAAGUUCAAAAAACACUAAAAUGUGUAUUUUCUCCAGAAAAUAUCAUAGAUAAUAAUAAAUGUAAACAAAAUAAUUGUGCAUAUGAUGAUAUAGAAUCUAUUCAUUCUUUGCCAAAGACAAAUGAUGAACUACCUUCUAUAAAAGAAGCAAAUAAAAAUGAAAAAUGUUUAGAUAAAAGAAAAUAUAAAAGAAAAUAUAUGUCUCAUGAAGAAUCUAAUGAUAUAUCAAAUUCUAUAAAAAAUCAAAGAAAAAGAAAGAAAAAAACUGAAUUAAAUUAUAAAGAUCCUGAAGGAACUAUAGUCUUAAACCAUCUUAAAACAACUAAUAAUACAGUUAUAAUGAGUAACUUACAUCUUCAUGCUCCAUAUCCAAACAUUACUGAUUCAAAAGUAAUAUUAACUAAACUAGAAAAUAUAUAUGAUGAUAAAUAUAUCAUAAACUGGAAAAAGAAGUGUCCACAACAAUUUCUUUUGUUUCAAAAUUCAGAGUCUAUUGAACAACACAAACAUUUUCCUAUAAAUAUAUUAUCUACAAAGACUAUAGAUAAUUCUCACAAAGAUUUUACAAAAGAUAGUGAAAGUAAUAUGAGCACAGAAAUUGAAUUAAAUUCAUGUAUUUUACCAUCAAAGUAUGAACAGCCUAAAAAUCCAAAAGUGAUUUUAGUGAAAUUAGAAGAAUUGGGAAUUUCUCUUAAAGAACAAAAUGUAGUUUCAAAAGUAGAACAUUCAAUAGCACAAUAUAUUGAUUACUCUAAAAUAAAUUUCUUUAAUCAUUCCAGUAAUGUACUUGCUCAUAAUAGUGAAGUUUGUAGUGCAAUUAGUGAAUGUAUUAAUGAAGCUUUAGCAAAAUUGAAUCCUUUUGAAAAAGAAGUAAUGAUCAAAUAUCUUUUAUCCAAACAUGCUAAAUCAAAUGCAUUAACUAUACAAUUAGAACAAAACUCUUCUUCUUCAAAAAGGAUUUUACAGGAUGUAUAUAAUUUAGAAAAAUUUUCAGAGAUAUUUUCAUGUGAAAAGUCUAAUGUAUGGUCAAAAUCAACAGAAAACAUGAAAUAUCCAGAAAUAUGUACAUCAUCAAUAUAUGAAGUAGAAGGAACAUCUAAUUUAUCAAAACUACCACAGAUUAUUCAGGAUGAAAUUAUCUCUCCACAAAGGAUGUUAUUAAAAAUACAUUUACAAAGAUAUCUAGAAAGAUUUUCCAGAAAUUCUUCUCUAGCAGAAGUUAACUCAAUGACUGUGUCAGAUGAAAUAUUAAACAGAAGUUUAAAAUUAAAGGAAAUUCAAAUAUUACCACUACUGAUUACAGGACAGAGUAUUUCUCCAAAAAAAUCUAACGAGACGUUAAAAUUAAUAAGUGCAAUUGAUUAUGAAAAUAUAACAAUUCUACAAAAUAAUGAAAGAACUCUAAUUGAUAAUGACAAACGAAAUGCAUUACAAAAGAAUACAGAUCAAGGAUUAAGCCGUAUAGAAGAUUUGCUACCACAGUUCAUUGUUGAUAAAAGUUCUAGUGUAAACAACAUAACAAAUGAAUCAAUAAUCCCCGUGUUAAAAGAGACUGCUACAGAUGGCAUACCUGUAAAUAAUAAUAGUAUUUCAACUGAAUCAUCAAUAUUAUAUGACGUAAAAAACAGCAUAGAAGAUACUGGUUUAUCAAAUGAAACGUCAAUAAAUAACGAUUCUAGAAAAAUAAUUUCGGUUAGUGAUAUAACAAAAAUAGAUGUUAGUGAUAUAACAAAAAUAGAUGUUAGUGAUAUAAACGUACCAAAAAGUGUGCAAGUAGAAGAAAUUCAAUCAAACAUUAAUACAUCAGAUAAUUCUUUUUUUUAUGAAUGUAUUGCUUGUGGAUCAUUCUUCCCAGAAUUUAAAAUACUUCAAUCACAUCUAAAGAAAUGCUUGAAGAAAGAAAGAAAUAGUGUAAAUGAUAACGAUACGAUAUUUAAUAGAUCUAAACGUGCGAAUUUUUUGGAGACUUCAAAAUGUUGUGAUACACCAGAAUUGAAUUCAUUGAUACACCAGCAAGAAUCUUGUGCUCUUGGUAAUAGUAGUACAGUAUUGUCAACAUUUUUGAUGUUUCCCUCAAUUUCUCCCAUCUCUAAAUCUAAAAUAAAAAAAAUUAAUCAUGAUAUUCGACAAAAGGACAAGCGUGCACGUCGUAAACUAUUACAAUGCAAUAAUAAAAAUACUCGAUGUACUGUCUGUUCAGAAGUAUUUGAUUCAAUGAUAAGUCUCUCAAAACAUAUUUAUGGCCAUACUGAAAAAGAGUUGCAAAAAGCAUAUGAAAUUGCCAAAAGAAAACAGAGAUGGAAAAGUGCAAAUGACAGCGAUAGUGAAAAAAUUGAUAUGAAUACAAUUGAUUCAAGUGAAAAAACACAAACCAGUGAAUCUUCAAGCACAUUACUCAUAGAUAGUACAACGGUUGAAUCAUUGCAGACUGAUCUAGAAAAUAAGAAAGAUGGAAAUACAGCAAAUAAAAUUAUUUCAAUGGAAAAAAUGAGACAAAAUGAAUCGAAAGAAAUAAAAAGUUUUUUGGAUCCAUUGGCAAUAGAAACUAAUAAAUAUGUAUCAAUGAAAAUUUCUACAGCUUGUGAAACAAAAUCAAUUAAAUUGUGUGCGUGUCAUAAAAAUGAAUUUGGAAACAAAACAUCUAUUGAAUUAGUUUUACUUUGUAAUAUUUGUAAUAUUUUAUUUCAAACAAGGGAGUGUUUUGAAGCCCAUUUUGAAAAUGUGGAAACAUAUUUGUGUAAUGCUAAACGAUUAACUAGCAGAGUACCAAAAUUGUAUUGCAGUGUUUGUCAAGUAGUAUUGUAUUCUUUUAUUGGUAUGCGUCAACAUAUGGAAAAUCAUUUAAAAAAUUUUCCAAGUAUCAAACUAUUUUGUCAUGUCUGUAAGGUACGUUUUAUCGGUAUGGGUCCUAUAUUUAAUUUACACUGGUUUAAUCACACAAGAAAUAUUUGUUAUGUAGCUUCACCUGCAAAUUUUCCAAAAAUAUCGAUAGUGGAUCCGACCAGUGAGGAAUGGUCAAUUAUUACUUCAGAUCAAUUCAAGUAUCUUAUAGUGACAGAACACGUUUGCAGUAUUUGUAAUGCACAGUGCUUUUCAAAGAAUCAAUUAAAAUAUCAUAUGUUAUCUUGUACAGAAAGUUCAGUUUCAAAGUUACCUAGCAUAAUAUCUACAAAUAAUCACGAAAAUGAAGAUAUUCAAUCGGAAUUGAACUUGCGUUUGUUUUGUAAUAUUUGCAAUCUCACAUUUUCACAAAAAUCUUUAUAUGAAAAGCAUGUUGCAAGUCACAAAAAUAAUUGGCAAUCAGAAUACAUUUAUUUGUCAGAAACAGAUGUAAAAAGAACGUAUAUUUGUAAUAUUUGUGCGAACAUUUACGAAAACCUAAAGGAAUUCAUGAUACAUUGGCAAGAUCAUAGUAUGGUACAUGAAAGUUUUAUGUGUAAUCAAUGCAAAAAAAGUUUCUUCAAUCUGGAAACAUAUAUAGAACAUUCAAAGCAGUGUAAUAUAUCGAUAAUAAACGUAGAAAACACUUCCUAUCAAGAGAUUUAUCACAAAAUGGAUUUUACUUGUAAGAUUUGUAAUUUAACUUUUGACUCAGACAAAAUUUUAUGUCAACAUACUAGUAUUCAUCAUGAAAAGUUUCCAAAUUUGGAUACAAUUCCCUCAAAUAAUGCAUGCAACGAUUUAAACUUACAAAAAAUUUCUUUGAUAUAUCCGACAAAAUUAGAGCAUGAUUUGAUAGCACCUAUCAUUGUUUCUACUCAUUCAACUGAUGAAAUAACGACGAACAGCACAGCUCCUGUAAACAAGAGUAUAUCUGAAGUACCUGAAAACAACAAUUCUACAAUCAACCAGUCAAUUGAUUCAUUGAAAUUAUUGACAAAUUCUGGAUCAGUAGAAUCUAGUAUUGUUGAUAAAAAUUUAGAAAAUCUUUCAUCAGUCAGCGAUACAGAAAUCGACGACUCGAACGCAACCAAAAUUAAUAAUUUUGUGAGGGACAAUAGACCGUCUGUUCUUAUGAAUAAAUCGGAAAAGGAGGAAAACACAACUGCUAUAAAUAAUAGUUUGGAUAAGUAUGAUGAUAGAAAAGAUUUAAACAACAGAAACACAGUGAUAGUUAAAUCACCUGACUUGAAAAAGAAUGAUGUUCUUGAUAAUCCUCUGCCAUCUGAAAAUAUUGAUAUAAACGAAAAACAAGAUGAUGUUAUACUGAUCGAACCUAAUAUUUUAAAGGAAACCGUAAAACCAAUGACGAGUCUCCAAUCAAAUAAUUCUACCGAAAAGAGUGAAGAGCCGAUACAGACUAAGAAAUAUUUACGCGUAAAGAAUAUUUCAGAAUUGAUGGACCAAAACAUAAAAUACAAUUUUUACAAUAAAAAUGACCAAGAUGGAAAUACCAACAUUCCAACGUCUUCACCUUUGGCCAUGAAUUUGUCAAAUCAAAAACAAACUAAGAAGUUAAAUGUCAAACCACAUAAAAAUAAAAAAUCAUCAAAUGACCAACAGAAAUCUGUAAAGACUACUUCAGGUGCGAAAGUUUAUAAAAUGAUCAUUAUAGAUCACUCACCUACUAAGAAACAAGCGGCUUAUGUUCCUUAUUACGAAUCAGAGAGGCCGAAACAGAGCUUUGUUGUACCACCAGAAUCAGUACAAAAAACAAGGUCAAUACCACAAUCAGCACAAGGAGCAAUGCCAAUACUAGCACUACAAUUAGCACAAAAUACAACUCUAAUAGCAACACCAGAAUCAGCACAAAAAGAAAUACCAACACUAGUACCACAAUUAGCACAAAAAGUAACAUCAACACAAAUACUAGCACUACAAUCAGCACAAAAAGUAACACAAAUGCUAGUACCACAAUCAGCACAAAGAGAAACACCAACAUCACCACUACAAUCAGCACAAAGAGAAACAUUAACACUAGCACCACAAUUAGCACAAAAAGCAAUAUUAAUACCAACACAAACACUAGCACCACAAUCAGCACAAAAACCAACACCAACAUUAGCAUUACAAUCAGCACAAAAAGUAACAUUCACACCACCACCAAAAUCAGCACAAAGAGAAACAUUAACACCAGCAUUACAAUUAGCACAAACAGAAAUACGAAUACCAACACUACAAUCAGAACAAAGAACAACAUCAAUACCGCUAUCAUACUCAAUACGAACACCAACACCAAUGCCAAUAUUACGAUCAGCAUUAUUAACAGUACCAACCCUUAAUGAUUCUUGCACAGCUCCAUCGCAAAUUCCUGAUGCUCAAUAUUCAAAUAUCAAACCAUUUACUACAAAUUCAUGUCCAAUGAAUCCAAAAAUUACCGCUGCUACAUAUGCUCCAUCGAUAAUUAAAGAACCACAAAAUAUGACUCAAAAUCGAAGCAUGUUAAUUGCUCCAUCGUCAUUGGUUUCGACAAAUUCUUCGACUAAUAAUUACAUGAGUAAUACUUAUAUAGCUCAGAGAAAUAACACUGCGUUAAGUAAGACUGCACCUACAUCCAUGAUAUCGAAUUUACAAUCGAUGAAUGAUAUUUCUUACCAAAAUUUAAAGGCAGGACAACCGCAUGAUACUCAUAGUACAAUAAAGCUGCAGAAUGCAGUUCAUAAUAGGUGUAGUAGUAGAUCAACCAAAGUAAUGCCUAUUGUCAGAUCACGGAACAGUGUAAAGUCAUAUAUGAACAAUGGAACCUCUAGUCUUCCAGUGUCAUCUGAUCAAAAUCAUUAUAAUAAUUCUAAUAUCAAGUAUACUUCCAUGAGUGGAGGAAAUUUAACUAUAAUGCAAACGCAAUAUUCUAAGCAAAAUAAUAAUCGGAUAAAUAAUGUAGGUAGUAUACAAAAACAAUCGAAUAGUCCAUUCCAAAUGUCCACUUUCUGUCAGCCAGUUAUUGCGAAUUCCCAUUCUGUGAUGUCCCCUCAACAACCGCUUGUUCAUUAUCAGCCUAACACAAGUGUAGCAAAUUCUCAAUUUGUGCAUUCUUUAUAUAUGUGCCAUUUUUGUCCAAAGGUUUCAUACUUUUCAACGGUACAAGAGUUGGAUUAUCACUUGAAUGUUCAACAUAAUUUUUUCUGUAAUAUUUGUAACGAACGUUUGUACACUUCAAACGAUCUCGAUAUUCAUAAGUUACAGCAUGAUUCAUCGUGGUUUUAAAAUGUGUUUCAAAGUUGAAACUUGAACUAUAUCUUUGCAAAUGCGCGAAAAAAUGAAACAUGGUAUUGUUAUUUAUUAUGUAAUUGUUUAAGUAAUCAUUGGCAUAAUUAACUUUUAAAAUAACGUUACGAUAAAUUUACUUCAUUUUCACCUUGAUAUAAAUUUUAUAAUUGGCGAUAAUUUUUUUUAUUUGUAUAGUUUUUUUAUUUCUUACUUGUAUAGUUUUUCUAUUCUUUGAAAAGAUUUUUAUAUAAUUUAAAUGAAAGUAUUAUCAUUCCUAAAUAAAAGAGAUAUUUUCAUUCCUCUAUCUUAUAUUCAAUCUAUUGUUUAUUCAAUCAAGUUCAUUCAUUUCAUAAAUUUAUAUCAUUUAAUAUUAUUUACUUGAUCUCUAAGGAAUUCUUAAUUGUCUCUUUUUUUUAUGAAUCUCUAAAAAGAUAAAUCUUUAAUGUGAUCUCAAAGAUGUUUUUAUCGAUUUUAUAACCAUAAAUCGAUGGAAAAAGAAUAGAAAAGUAAUUGAACUCUUGUUUCUUUGAAACAGUAUUAUAUAAGUAUAUAUGUAUAGUAUUUAUGUGUAUACAUAUAUAUAUGUAUAAUAUAUAUACAUUAUAUAUAUUAUAUAUAUAAUAUAUAUAUAUAUUAUAUAUAUAUAUAUUGUUAAUAUUUAAUAUAUUUCAUACGAUGUAUAGGAAUGUGUUAGAAUAAAGGUAUAAUAACUUCCAAUUGAUAUCUCUUAAUAUUCUCUCGUAUAUAUAUAUACGAAACUAUUAAUUCUCAAUAAAAAUAUUAUUCGUUAUUUGCGCUAAAUAUCUUUAUUCGGCACUUCGUACGAUUUUCUGUACAGGAGCGAAUCAGGAACUCGAUGCAGCAUCUUUCUUUUUCUUUUCUUUUUCUUUACUUUUUCAAUUCCAAUAAAAAAAGAAUAAAUUUUCAACAUACAAAAAGAUUAUAUUACAAUACAUAUAGUUCGUGGAACGUUAUCGAAUUAUAAUGAUGAAAGUAAAUGGGAUAUAGAUUCAAUGUAAAAUAAGUCAUAAAAAGAAAUUAAAUUUUGCCUUCAUUCGAGUUCUUGGUCACAUUGAUCGUUAGCACAAACUUGCAGAAUAACGAUUACUUCUCUAUGUUAUGUAAAUAAUUUUAUCUUACGAUGGUAAGAAAUGUUUCAUUACUAACAUUUCUAAUCAUUCAUCCACCUUUUUUGUUUUGCGCUUCAUUCAGAUGGUAGCAUUGACCACAUUUAUUUCACAUAUACAUAUUUUCAUCGAUGUAUCGAGAAUAAAUUAAGAUAUAUACCUCUACGUGUGAUCUUAUGUCUAAUUUUAAUCAUAUUUUUAUUUAUUUCUUUUUUUUUCUUUUUAUAUUAACUUUGUGUGUGUGCGUGUGACUGAUCUUUCUUAUUUUGUCGUACGAUCGAAGAGCAAGCUCAAUCGUUUCAGAAAUAACGUCGGGGUUAGUGUUGAACGAAGAAAAGAAAAAAGAAGAAAACUCAUUUUUGUUCAUUCAAUAUUCUUCAACGAUUUCAUAGAUCGAAGCAUUCUCGUUCUUCGUACGGCAUUCAAAUUAAGGCGAGCUUAUUACUAUAUUCGGUUAUUCGAUGUAUCGACCAUUGCGUCGAUAAAUCAUUUCCAACUUUCGAUCAGUAAAUAACUUGAUCCAUUACAUUGGUCGAUUCAACGAAGGCAUCUAAUCGUAAGAGAUAUAAUUUUUUUAUUUUCUUUAAUCUACGCUUUGGCACGUAAUUCACGUAACACAACGUUUUCAUCGUGUGUUAAUAUUGAUUUAUAAAACGAAAGUGUGUGUGUAUCCCUUUCUAGAGAGACAUUAUGAUCCUUAUUUGUAUAUUACAUUUAAACGCUUUUACGAGGUAUUAAAUGUAUAUACAAAUUUGGAAUGGUGUUAGUAAAUACUUAUUAACUAAUAUAUAUAUAUACAUACCAUAUAUAUAUAUAUAUAUAUAUAUAUAUAUAUGUAUUUAUAUAUAUAUGGUAUGUGCAUAUUGAAGCGAUUUAAUUACAAUGUUUUAUUCUUGACGGGAUUUUACAAAUUAUAAUAAUAAAAAUGACGUAGUCUUUUUUGUUUCUUAUUUUUCGUACAAUUGAUUUCGACGACUGUAAAAAUAGGAUUGUUUUUCUAAAAAUGGAAAUGUUUAACUGUUUAAAAGAUAUUUUCGGAUAUAAAAGUUGAAUUCUGAGGUUAGAAAAAAGUGACGCUUCGUAUCUGUUUUUUUGUUGGGCGCGAAUACAAAUUGUUUUAUGUUAGAUGUGUGCUGUGUAUAUAUAUAUAUAUGUAUGUAUAUAUAUACAUACAUAUUCAUAUAUAUAUAUUUAUAUAUAUGUAUGUAUGAACGAGUCAUAUAUGUAUCAUAUAUAUAAAACAAUGUAAUAUAUUUACGUGUAUCAUAUAUAAAACGAACUUCGAGAGAUAUCGUAUGGCGAUAAGAUUUUAAAUAAUAAUAUAAAUUCAUAAAAAUAACAAGUUAUAGAUAAUCGAAGUAAAUAUAAAAAGGAAAGAAUAUAUGUAUAUGUAUGUCAAUCAAAAUGAUUUUUCUUUGCAAAAGAUUUCUGUAUCACAUAUACAUAUGUAAGUAAGCCGAUAUCAUUCGAAGUUUACAGUUUGCAUGUAUCCGUCGACGAAAAUGGUUUUGUAAAAUCAAAUUAUUAAUCAUCCUGAGAGACAUUAGAAAAGCUUAAUUGUCCUCGUGUUAUUCAUUUAUUUCUGUUUUAUUACGUAGCGAUUAUACACGAACCUUUUCGACGACUAUACAUUCUUAAUUCAAUUAUUAUUGUUAUUAUUAUUAUUAUUAUUAUUAUUGUUAUUAUUAUUAUUAUUAAUUAUUAUUAAUUAUUAUUAAUUAUUAUUAAUUAUUAUUAAUUAUUAUUAUUAUUAUUACUGUUAAUAUUAUUAUUAUUUUUUUUAUAGUGUACGGCGAUCGUAUAUCUAAAAUUAAUGUCGACAAUAAUUUGUCGAUAAUAAAAACGACGAAUUACUGACAAAUUUCAUAAAUUACAAAAUAUGUGCGUUCUGACGAGGCAUUAACUUAUAAAAUGAUUGAAAUCAAUGUGAUAACUCAUUUGAAGAAUGAAAUUAGCCGAAUAUGGAUAUAGGUCGUUUCUAUAUGUAUGUAUGUAUGUAUGUAUGUAUGUAUGUAUGUAUGUAUGUAUGUAUGUAUGUAUGUAUGUAUGUAUGUUUGUAUGUGUGUAUGUAUGCAUGUAUGCAUGUAUGUAUGUAUGUGUGUAUGUAUAUAUGUAUGUAUGUAUGUAUGUAUGUAUGUAUGUAUGUAUAUAAUACUUAUAUGUUAUUAAUUAUAAUAUUUAACUACUAAUUUUAUUUUUUUUCCAUUUCCAUUAACGUGUACUUAUAUAUCGUGUAUUGUACUUUUUAUAUCUGUAUGCGUUCUUUUAUAUUGCGUCAUAGAUAAAAGUAGAAAAAUAAUUGGUAAUCCUAGACCAAGUAAUUCAUUUUAAGCUUGUAUAGAAAGUUUUUCUUCUUUUUUUUUUUUUUUU